Zasmidium cellare ATCC 36951 is the source of this 1017-nucleotide messenger RNA. RefSeq lists its product as uncharacterized. The record is from RefSeq and is a predicted model, not a curated record. The coding region runs from base 1 to 1017 and encodes 338 amino acids. The transcript has a single exon. Lineage: Eukaryota; Fungi; Ascomycota; Dothideomycetes; Mycosphaerellales; Mycosphaerellaceae.
AUGCCGGAGACUUACCUAGUGACCGGCUCUACGGGCAACAUUGGCAGAUCUGUGGUUUCGACGCUCUUAUCACUCGGCCAUAAAGUCCACGCGUACACGCGUAACACGUCUUCAAAGAGCGCACAAGAGCUUGCCUCCACCGGAGCCACUCUCUUCCAAGGUGACUUCUCCACGCCUUCCGCCCUCUCGUCUGCUGCGCAAGGCUGCAGCGGUAUCUUCCUCCUUACGAUCCCCGGCCCAGAUGCCCCCAAUUUCGCCAGCACCGCCCUGGAAGCAUUCAAAUCAUCCGCCCUUCCAGAUCCAGUGGUAGUCCUCAUAACUUCCAUCUUCAACGAUGAAAAGACGUCGAAGCUGGUGAACAGCCCAAACUCCGGCCUCCCGAAUAAACCGCCACACCCCUUCGUGACUGGAUACUGGGGUAUGAAUGACGCCGUCGAAACGGUUGUCAAAGAAAGCGGAUUCCCACACUGGACGAUCCUUCGACCGGCGUACUUCAUGUCCAACUACAAGGACUUCAAUAUACGGUAUAUCCACUGGCCGGCCCUGUCCACGGAGAAGAAACUCGUAGCUGGCGUGACGCCGGAGACCAAGUUCGAGAUGAACGAUCCCCAUGAUAUUGGUGUGUUCGCAGCGCAUGCGUUGGUGGGAAAAGGCCAGGAACGCUGGGAGCACAAAGGGAUCAGCUUGGCGAGCGAACUAUUGACGUUGGAGGAACAGGCCGCAGUAAUCAGCCGAGUCAGCGGCAUCGAGGUGACUGCAGAGUAUAUGGACGAGGCUGAAGCGGCCAAGUUAGCGGAGGAGGAGUUCACAGGGUAUAUGUGGUUUUGGCAGAAGACCUUGGGUGCCAAAGUCGAUAUGGAGGACAUGCGGAGUUAUGGUCUGAGUGUGAGCUCGUUCGAGGCGUAUUUGACGAAGCAUAGGGACGAGAUGAUCCGGGCUUUGCAUGAUACUAAGGAGGGGAAAGGGGGCCUUAGCACCGACGAUCUCCUCGCUGCAGCCGGACAGCAUGGGAAGUGA